Molecule: messenger RNA, 873 nt
Organism: Racocetra persica
Lineage: Eukaryota; Fungi; Glomeromycota; Glomeromycetes; Diversisporales; Gigasporaceae
Source: the annotation of a GenBank genome assembly
AUGACAGACCUAAAUAGUCUUUCUGAUCGUCUUCUUUUUGGAAUUCCCAAAAAAGGUCGUCUUCAUGAAACUUGUCUCUCGCUCCUUAGUGGUGCAGACAUUAAUUUUAAUCGUCCUAAUAGACUUGACAUUGCCCUUGUUCGUAACCUUCCAAUCGCCCUUGUAUUUCUUCCCGCUUCUGAUAUUCCAAAAUAUGUUGCCGAUGGAAACGUUGAUCUAGGAAUUACUGGCCGUGAUGUGAUCUUAGAAGCUCAAGUUGAGGAUAGAAUUGAGCAACUUUUGGAAUUGGGUUUUGGAAAUUGUAAAUUACAAGUUCAAGUCCCAGUUAGAAGCAAUAUUAAAAAAGUUGAAGAUUUGGUUGGAAAAAGGAUUGUCACAAGUUAUGUAGUGUUAGCUGGCGCUUACUUUGAAGAAUUGGAUAAAAAAUAUUUGAGUGAUGAUCAAAAAAAAGAAGGAGUGAAGACAAAAAUUCAAUAUGUUGGUGGAAGUGUUGAGGCGGCUUGUGCUCUUGGUUUAGCUGAUGGAAUUGAAUCUGGUGAAACAAUGAGAGCGGCCGGUCUUCAUCCUCUUUCUACAGUUUGUAAUACACAAGCAAUUCUAAUUCGUAAUCACCACUCUCCUAAUUCUUCACUCAUUUCCAAGCUUACAUCUCGAAUCAAAGGUGUAAUAGCUGCUCAAAAAUAUGUAUUACUUAACUAUAAUAUUCAACGUACCUCUCUUAGCAAAGCUACUAAGAUUACUCCGGGUAGACAAGCCCCUACUGUUAGCCCUUUAGACGAUGAUAUGUGGGUUGAAGUGCAAAGUAUGGUGUGUAAAGAAGAGGUCGCGGACAUCAUGGAUCAAUUGGAAGAAAUUGGUGCUAAAGAUAUCUUG